CGGUGACAUGUGAACGCACUCAGGUUCCCCCGGGGAAUAUGGAGGAAGGGCUGUUUGUGGUGCCAGUGUGAGGUGGCGACAAACGCGUGGAGAAGAUGUUACGCAAACGUGACAUCUGGCCCUCGGAGCUCCCAGUGCGCUCCGCAGAGCCGCAGGAGCGGACAGCGGGGAGGUGCAGUUUGAAGUGAGCCGAGCACGGAGAGGCGUGCGCCCGAGGCCGCCGCUGGCUCAGGUCAACUCUCACCCUUGGACUUUCUGCCCAGAGCUGUGCUCUCAGAGCGCAGGGCAGCCCCAGGACCGCCACCUCCAGCCACCAUGCCCACCCUGGAUGAUAUUCUAGAGCACAUUGGGGAGUUUGACUUUUUCCAAAAACAAACAUUUUUCCUCUUAUCCCUGCUGUCGGCGACCUUCGCCCCCAUCUACGUGGGCAUCGUCUUUCUGGGUUUCACCCCCGACCACCGCUGCCGCAGGCGGCUGGAGCCUGGAGGAGGAGUUCAACUACACGGUGCCGGGCCCCGGGCUCGUGGGCCAGCCCUUCCUGCGCCAGUGCCGGCAGUACGAGGUGGACUGGAACCAGAGCGCCCUGGGCUGCGUGGACCCGCUGGCCGACCUGGCUGCCAAUAGGAGCCACCUGCCGCUGGGCCCCUGUCAGCACGGCUGGGUGUACGACACGCCCGGCUCCUCCAUCGUCACUGAGUUUAACCUGGUAUGUGCCAACUCCUGGAUGCUGGACCUGUUCCAGGCGGCCGUGAACGUGGGGUUUUUAAUCGGUUCUGUGGGCAUCGGCUACACGGCAGACAGGUUUGGCCGUAAGCUCUGCCUCCUGAUUACGAUCCUCAUAAACGCCACCUCCGGGAUGCUCAUGGCCGUCUCCCCCACAUACGCGUGGGUGUUGACUUUCCGCAUGAUCCAAGGGCUGGUCAGCAAAGCGGGCUGGACAAUCGGCUACACCCUGAUUACGGAGUAUGUCGGGCUGGGCUACCGGAGGACUGUAGGGAUCUUUUACCAAGCCGCCUUCACCGUUGGGCUCCUGGUGCUGGCCGGGGUGGCCCAUGCACUGCCUCACUGGAGGUGGCUCCAGUUCACAGUGACACUCCCCAACUUCUGCUUCUUGUUCUAUUACUGGUGCAUACCCGAGUCUCCGAGGUGGCUGAUCUCCCAGAAUAAGAACACCAAGGCCAUGAGGACCAUUAAGCACAUCGCGAAUAAAAAUGGAAAACCUCUGCCCGCCUCUUUCCAGAGCCUGAGACCUGAGGAGGAGGCCGGCGAGAAGUUGAGUCCUUCGUUUCUUGACUUGGUCAGAACCCCUCAGAUAAGGAAACAUACUUUGAUCUUAAUGUACAACUGGUUCACCAGCUCUGUUCUCUACCAGGGCCUCAUCAUGCACAUGGGCCUCGUGGGGGACAACAUCUACCUGGAUUUCUUCUACUCUGCCCUGGUCGAAUUCCCAGCUGCCCUCAUCAUCGUCCUCACCAUCGACCGCAUUGGCCGCCGUUAUCCGUGGGCCGUGUCAAAUAUAGUGGCAGGGGCAGCCUGUCUAGCUCCAGUUUUUAUCCCCGAUGGUCUGCACUGGCUGAAGAUCACUGUGGCCUGCUUGGGCAGAAUGGGGAUUACGAUGGCCUAUGAGAUGGUCUGCCUGGUCAAUGCCGAACUGUACCCCACGUUCAUUAGGAACCUCGGCGUCCUGGUGUGCUCCUCCCUGUGCGACAUCGGUGGCAUCAUCACUCCAUUCCUGGUCUACCGGCUCACCAGCGUCUGGCCCGAGCUCCCGCUGGUGAUUUUUGCCGUGGUUGGCGUGAUUGCCGGAGGACUGGUGUUGCUGCUGCCAGAGACCCGAGGAAAGGCUUUGCCUGAGACCAUCGAGGAAGCCGAGAACAUGCACAGGCCAAGCUGAUCUAGAAACUGAGGCAAGACUAACCACCUCCACAUAAGGGACAUUCUGUGAGAAGCUGGAGAACCAGGUGCAGCCCACAUUUGCUUCAAACUAUAAACAGGAGCAUGGACAAAGGAUGUUGCUGGAAACAACCAAAUGAAGAGAACAGCAUUUCUACAAUGGGUAUCAGUAACAUUCUGGUAUUCAUAGACACGAGAUGACUGAGAAAA
Molecule: messenger RNA, 2103 nt
Organism: Tupaia belangeri chinensis (Chinese tree shrew)
Lineage: Eukaryota; Metazoa; Chordata; Mammalia; Scandentia; Tupaiidae
Gene: SLC22A2
Product: solute carrier family 22 member 2
Biological process (GO): transmembrane transport
Cellular component (GO): membrane
Molecular function (GO): transmembrane transporter activity
Source: RefSeq, a predicted model, not a curated record